UGUAGUUAACAUUUGAUAUUUUACGAUACGAUGCACAGUCUCGCAAUGCAGCCGCUCCUAGUCACAAUCGGUUUGUUCGCCUUUGCUGCGCUUUUGAUAUAUAAAUAUUUGACAUGGCAUUACGGUGUAUUCAAGAAACUAGGCAUAGCCGGUCCGCAGCCAAAGAUCUGGAUAGGCAAUUUCCCUGGUAAACAGCAUUUUGUCUACGAAUUGGACGAAAUUUACAACAAAUACAAACAUAACCAUCAGGUUAUUGGCGUUUUCUUCUCCAGACUUCCGCAUUUCUUAAUACUAGAUCCGAAAUUGGCACACGAAAUUUUGGUAACGAAUUUCAGGAAAUUCAGAGACAAUUUGGGGAAAAAUUGGAUCUACGAUAGAAAUGAGGAUAAAAUGGCUUCCUUCAAUCCAUUUUUCAACGUAGGUGAAGAGUGGAAAAACAGACGCACGGACGUUAUGAGCGGGAUAACACAAAAUAAGCUCACAACAGCGUAUCCCAUUUGGAAAAGCUGUGCUCAAAAACUGACCAAUCUUUUGAAGGAGCAAACAGCAGAAGACAAUGCCAUACUUGAAACGAAGGAUCUUAUCACUCGUUUUAAUGCCAAUGUUUUGGGUGAGUUCCUUUGGGGCAUCGAAACGCAUACGCUCUCAAAUCUUGACAAACCAAAUGCUUAUCUGGAGAUUGCGCACAAAGUACCUCAACAAGUAUUUCAAUCUGUUUUGAGUUACUUCAAAUUCUUAGCUUUCCCCUGGUUCCGACGCUUCGAUAACCAUCGCGUCUUCUCCGCCGAAAUUGAAAGUUUCUUCUCCCAACUCACCAAAGAUGCCUACGUGAUGCGUGAAAGGGAUGCAAGCAAUAAAAAUAGAGUGGAUUUUCUAAAUUACGUGCGUCAGUUGCAGGAAAAGAAGAAUCUCUCGCAUGAUGAGGUAGUUGGUUACAUGGGUACAGUUUUUGCAGAUGGUUUCGACACAGCGGCCGCAGUCGCCAUCCACACUCUCUUCUAUUUGACUCAUCAUCCUGAUUCUCAGGAAAAAGUGCGCAAAGAAGUUUUAGGCAAUCUGGACGCCGAUGGUACCAUUAAUUAUCAGACUUUAACCAGUCUACCCUAUUUGGAUCGGUGUGUACAUGAAACUAUGCGUCUAAUUAGUCCGCUGACCUUUGCUGGACGCAUUUGUACCGAGUCCACCGAAUUGGAAUUAAAUAAUGGCCGCCUAGUGCUCAUUAAAGAGGGUGAGGUGGUUUUGGUACCUACUUUCAGUUAUGUUCACGAUCCUGAUUACUUCCCUCAACCUUGGGAAUUCAAACCGGAUCGUUUCCUGAAUGUCGAUCUCUCAGAUUUGGCAAAAAGAGGUGUUUUUGUUCCUUUCGGUGAUGGCCCCCGCAUUUGCCUGGGACGUCAUAUGGCCAUGCUAGAAGUGAAAACAGCAUUGGCAGAAAUACUUAGGAAUUAUCGCCUGAAAGCUUGUAGCAAAACAACACCGGAGAAGAAACCUGACUCCCAAACACUUAUUUUAGGGGUGGAUGGCGAUUUAAUGAUUGAAUAUGAGAAGCUGUGAUCAGCAAAAUGUUAAUUAAUGAUACACUUUAAAUUGUUUCUUUAUUAUAACACACAGUACAGGUACAUACAUACAUAUUUUCAAAUUUUUGAGCGAUUUCUAUUAACAAUAAAAAUAUUUUAUAUCUGGAAA
Messenger RNA from Anastrepha obliqua, 1686 nucleotides. RefSeq names its product probable cytochrome P450 309a1. NCBI's taxonomy places the organism in Eukaryota, Metazoa, Arthropoda, Insecta, Diptera, Tephritidae. The transcript is spliced from 8 exons. Gene Ontology annotation, molecular function: heme binding; iron ion binding; oxidoreductase activity, acting on paired donors, with incorporation or reduction of molecular oxygen. Bases 31 to 1554 code for a protein of 507 amino acids. The record is from RefSeq and is a predicted model, not a curated record.